Messenger RNA from Pseudovirgaria hyperparasitica, 3213 nucleotides. Its product is annotated as LuxS/MPP-like metallohydrolase. Lineage: Eukaryota; Fungi; Ascomycota; Dothideomycetes; Acrospermales; Acrospermaceae. The record is from RefSeq and is a predicted model, not a curated record. The coding region runs from base 1 to 3213 and encodes 1070 amino acids. Gene Ontology annotation, molecular function: metal ion binding; metalloendopeptidase activity. The transcript has 3 exons. Gene Ontology annotation, cellular component: cytosol; mitochondrion. Gene Ontology annotation, biological process: peptide catabolic process.
AUGGAGCCAUUGAACAGUCAUGUCGCACCGCCACCUGAAAGAGUUGCAGAAGAUUUGGAGAGACCGAUACUGGAUACCAGGACGUAUAGAGUUAUUAAGCUCAAAAACGAGCUAGAAGCGUUACUGGUACACGAUCCGGACACAGAUAAAGUUAGUGCAGCACUAGAUGUGAAUGUGGGCAGCUUCAGCGAUGCAGAUGACAUGCCCGGUAUGGCGCAUGCCGUGGAACAUUUACUUUUCAUGGGCACAAAGAAGUUUCCAGUAGAGAAUGCGUACAACCAAUAUCUCUCGGCCCACUCUGGUUAUUCAAAUGCCUUUACAGCUUCGACAUCAACAAACUACUUCUUCGAGGUCGCUGCCGAGUCAGAGCCUACAACCAGUAAAUCGACUACAGAGACGGACAUACCUGUCGCAGCGCAAGAGGAGUCUCCUCUAUAUGGAGCAUUGGAUAGAUUCUCUCAGUUCUUCGUUGAGCCUCUUUUUCUUGCUGAUACGGUAGGCCGAGAAUUGAGAGCUGUCGACUCAGAGAAUAAGAAGAAUCUCCAGAGCGAUAACUGGAGACUAAACCAGCUCAAUAAAACUCUUUCCAACCCCGAGCAUCCAUAUUGCCAUUUCUCCACUGGUAAUUUCAAGACACUCCACGAUGAGCCAUUGGCACGUGGCGUUCAGAUUCGCGAUGAAUUCAUCAAGUUCUAUGAGAAGCACUAUUCCGCCAACCGGAUGAAACUCGUUGUACUGGGCCGUGAAUCGUUAGACACCCUUGAGCAGUGGGUGGAGGAACUUUUCUCAACUGUCCCAAACAAGAAUCUGCCGAGAAAUCGGUGGGAUCAUGUUUCACCUUACACGAAGAACGAAUUGGGGAUGCAGAUAUUUACAAAGCCUGUAACUGAGAUGCGGUCUAUGGAUCUCUAUUUUCCUUACCAAGACGAGGAACAUCUUUUCGAGUCUCAACCAAACAGAUACCUCAGUCAUCUCAUAGGUCACGAAGGUCCUGGCAGUAUUUUGGCUUAUCUCAAAGCCAAAGGCUGGGCUAAUGGACUUGGAGCAGGGUCCGUUCCUGUUUGUCCAGGAUCAUCCUUCUUCAGUAUUUCAAUCAAACUGACACAGGAGGGUCUCAAGCAAUACAAGGAAGUGACGAAGGUUGUAUUUCAAUACAUUGCAAUGAUGCGUGAGACCCCCCCGCAAGAAUGGAUAUACGAUGAAUUGAAGCGUAUGAGUGAAGUCGAUUUCCGUUUCAAGCAAAAGUCACCAGCCAGUCGGACUACCAGCUCCCUCAGUGGUAUCAUGCAGAAGCCCUAUCCACGUGAGUGGCUCCUGAGUGGUCCUGCUCUGAUCAGGAAGUUUAACCCAGAAGCCAUUUCCAGUGGUCUAGGACUCCUCAAUCCAGACAACUUUCGCCUUACCGUGGUCAGCCAAGACUUCCCAGGGGGGUGGAACCAAAAGGAGAAAUGGUACGGCACCGAAUACAAAUAUGAGCCAAUGGAGAGCAAUUUUCUCAAGGAUUUGAGAACGGCAACCAAUAGCAAGUCAGAAGAGCGCCCCGCUGAGUUGCAUCUCCCGCAUAAGAACGAGUUUAUUCCGACAAGGCUGGACGUGGAAAAGAAGGAGAUCAUGGAGCCUACUAAGGUUCCUAAACUCAUUCGCAAUGAUGAAAAGAUACGCAUCUGGUACAAAAAAGACGAUAGGUUCUGGGUACCCAAGGCCAAUGUUAUGAUAACCCUACGGACACCACUUAUCAGCAUGACGCCACGAAAUAGUGCUUUGGCUCAUAUGCUGAAAGAACUGGUCAGUGACGCAUUGGUGGAGUAUUCAUACGAUGCUGAGAUCGCUGGUGUCGACUACUCAAUCAGUACGCAUGCGGUCGGUAUUGACAUCACCCUCUCUGGCUACAACGACAAGAUGCCUGUUCUCCUGGAGAAAGUAUUGACAUCCGUCCGCGACUUCGAGAUCAAAGACGAGAGGUUCAACAUCGUACAAGAGCGCGUUGUACGCGGCUUCCGCAAUUGGGACUAUCAGCAGCCAUAUUUCCAAGUUGGCACGUACACCGGCUGGCUCAACACCGAGCGUAGUUGGAUCAAUGAGCAAUAUCUCGUAGAACUGCCUCACCUCACCCCCGACGACGUCCGCGCCUUCCAUCCGCAGCUUCUUAGUCAAGUCCAUGUCGAAGUCCUCGCCCAUGGUAAUCUAUAUAAAGAAGAAGUUCUCAAAAUGACUGAUCUCGCCGAGAAGAUACUUCGAACCCGAUCGCUCCCGCCUGCGCAGUGGCCCAUCAGACGCUCAAUGGUCUACCCAUCAGGCGCCGAUUUCUCCUAUACGCGUCCACUCAAAGAUCCUGCCAAUGUCAACCAUUGCAUCGAAUAUCUACUCUACGUCGGCUCGCCAUCCGAACGUUCGCAGCGUGCCAAACUGUUACUUUUUGCGCAGAUGACCGAGGAGCCUGUUUUUGAUACACUUCGCACCAAGGAACAGCUCGGCUAUGUUGUAUUCAGUGGUGCUCGUAUCCAAAAUAUGUGGGCUGGGUACCGUGUCUUGAUCCAGUCUGAGAAGACGCCAGAGUACCUUGAAGGUCGAGUCGAGGAGUUUCUGAAGGGGUUCUCGAAAACACUGAAUCAAAUGGAUGAGCCGGCGUUCGAAAAACAUAAGCGUAGUCUGAUCAAUAAGCGUAAGGAGAAAUUGAAGAACUUGACCCAAGAGAGUUCGAGGUUUUGGGGACAUAUAUGUAAUGAGCGAUAUGACUUUUUACAAGGUAUAUUCUGCAGUCAAUGCCCUCAAGUUCCCGAUCAUGACGUCGAACAUAUCGCCGCUCUCACCAAAGACGCUAUGCAAGCCUUCUUUGACACGUACAUCUCACCGUCAUCUCCCCUACGCUCUAAACUCACCGUAAACCUUCGCGCCCAGGCAUCACCACUCUCAGACGACGACGCUACUGCAUCGAUUCCAACACCAGAGAUCGCAGAUGCAGAACCUUUGUCCGAGUCAUCCACAGGCGCUGUCUCAGCUGUCAAAGCUCAAGUCGAAUCUAUCGUCGAGAAGGCUAAGGCCGUUGUCGGAGCUAGUUCAACGGAAGGAGAAAAGGAGUUGGAGAAGGACAAGAAGACUCAGAAAAUCAUCAUUGAGGACGUACACGCGUGGAAGGCUGGGCUGAGCGUGAGUCGUGGCCUGAGUCCUGUGCAGGAUCUAAGCGAGUUCGAGGAUUUUGGGUCGAAGCUCUGA